Molecule: messenger RNA, 1263 nt
Organism: Prorocentrum cordatum
Lineage: Eukaryota; Dinophyceae; Prorocentrales; Prorocentraceae
Source: the annotation of a GenBank genome assembly
AUGCCUGAGGUGGUCUUCUCUGGCGGCUGCGGGUGCAUCAUUCAGAAGUCUAUCCAGUGCAGGUCGAUGCCAGGGCCGUAUGCAGUUGGCCCUGACGUCAUGGACCAGGCAGACCAGUUCGGGCGUGGCCAGCCCGAUGAGGACGCCGCGCGGGCCGCGGCCGCGGCCCUCGCCGCCGCCGCGGGGGCGGCCGCGGAGAGGGCCGCCGGGGCGGCGGACGCCGAGGAGGCCGCUGGGGCCGUGGAGGACUGGGUCCCCGAGGGGGGCGGGUCGCUCAAGCAGCUCAUCGAGGAGUACGCCGAGAUCGAGGCUUCAAGAAUGAGGUUAUUCUACCGCCAGAUCCCGCUCAGCAACGACCAGUUGACGCUGCGGUCGUAUGGAAUUAAGGACGGGGAUACAAUCUCCCUCCGCAUCCAGCGGUUCGUGCCCGGGUGCUCGAUGGGCAGGGACGUGCAGCUCGCGACGUCGAAGCGGCUGGAGCCGAGCGCCGAGGAGCGGAGCGGGGCGUCCAAGUACGACGGCUACUCCCUGCGGUUCUGCAAGCGCCUGAAGGAGUUCCGCAAUGCAAACGGGGACGUGUACAUGCAGCCCAAAUGGUGCUCCGAGAUGAACCCGCGCCUCUUUGCCAAGGUCGGGGUCGCCGUCGACGGCGCUGGCAACUUCUCGGCGGCACCCAACCAGCUGGACGCGCCCAUCUGGAUCCGGGACAAGGACAACGAGAAGCUGCGAAGGGUGCGCCUGGCCGUGGCGGGCAGGAUGUGAGCCGUUCGACGCGAUGCCAAUCAGCGGCCGCGUUGUGGUCAGUUCCAUUGCCCGUCUUCCCCCCUCCUCCCUAGUCUCCUAUCUGCGCGCUGGCGCGCGAAUCUCAGCGCCGCGCAGGCAUCGGUUGCACAACUGUUUGAUCUGCAAGGCGAGAGCGAACCUCUUCCGCUGAAAGCUAAGCGGGACGCGCACAGCUUUAAUUAGCAGAGAAAGGGCGGAAGAAGGCGGGGCCUCACGCGGCCGGGAGAGGGCAAAUUCUCUCCUUGCGCGCCCAAGAGGCUGUAGAGCUGCAGGGCUGUCUCAUCACUUGCAUAGUAUAUGCUGCCAGAAUGCUGGCCAAGCUUGGCCGCGCUUCAACGAUUGUGCGGCGCGGGCUCCGCCGUGCCCGCUCGCCGCGUCUCACUGCCUGCACGGCGCCGUGGCCUUUUUCUGUGCACGGGUCGGUCCAGCUGCAGAGCCCACUGUCGCCGUUGCGGCUCUCGGCAGCCGCGCGCAGGAAAG